Molecule: messenger RNA, 2556 nt
Organism: Polychytrium aggregatum
Lineage: Eukaryota; Fungi; Chytridiomycota; Chytridiomycetes; Polychytriales
Product: P-loop containing nucleoside triphosphate hydrolase protein
Exons: 12
Coding region: 1-2556 (851 amino acids)
Cellular component (GO): nucleolus
Molecular function (GO): RNA helicase activity; nucleic acid binding; ATP binding
Source: RefSeq, a predicted model, not a curated record
AUGUGGAUCGUCAAGGACAAAUCGCAGCAGCCCUCGACAUCCGGCGUUGCCGAGCCCAGUCCCGGCGGCCAGCACAACUCCCAUCAACGGCCCAACAAACCCACAGGACCCACCACCACUCGCCCGGCUAAGAGACCUCGGUCCGGGACUGCCCCGUCCGAUGGCAACGGCUCUGUCCCCGAUACAAGCAGCUCGCUUCCCGACCUGGGCGAGUCCAAUUCAGAGUACGUGCCGUUUGAUGAUCUCAACUGGGUGGGCACCAAAACCGUCUCAAAUCCGUUCGUCAACGAUGGACACAUGGGCGGAUUCUACAGCCUCGAGGAGGUGGACGAUGUCGAUGUCGAGUACGAAGCCGCUCUGAACGGAAGUAAAAUCAUCAAGUUCAAGAGGAGAUCUGGGGCAUCUGGCAAUGCUGUUGCCGGCAGCAAGAAGAAGAAGCGACGCACCAUCGACGAGGAUCCCGUCGCUGUCGAUGAUACUAUGGAGUUCAUCCACGUUGACGACUUUGUCGACGGAGCUUCAAGCGAGCCCCGCUCUAACGCAAAGAAAUCCAAAACGGCUUCUCGGAUGACAACAGCCACAGCAACAGCCACAGCUGCGGCCACUGCCGACGAGGGUGGUGAUCUUGACGAAGUUCCCGAUAGCGACGAGCCCAAUCCCGAGACCCUUUCCGACGAGGCUGCAGCCGACAGUGCCGACAAUGGAGGCGAUGAUGCUACUCCCAAUAUGCCUGAUAUGCCCGAUACCCUCGACAUGUCCGCUUGGGCCGAUGCUGGACUCGCGCCUGAAAUCGUCAAGGGACUCGCCCACCUCGGCUUUCGCACACCCACCAAGAUUCAGUCGCAGACGCUCGAGGCCACGAUUGACAAGUUCCGGGACAUCAUUGGCGCGGCCGAGACCGGCAGCGGCAAAACUCUGGCCUUUUCGCUACCGAUUAUUCACUCGCUAGCAACCCAGCGAUUCGCCCAAGAUUCACCCGAUGGAUGCCAUGCGCUGAUCCUGACGCCCACCCGCGAGCUCGCCAUGCAAAUCACCGAUCACAUCAAGAAAGUGUCUGCGUUCUUGCGCAUCAAGAUUGCUCCGAUUGUUGGCGGAAUCUCAGUGCCCAAGCAGCGGCGGCUGAUCGCCAGCAACCCCAACAUCGUCGUAGCUACUCCCGGCCGUUUGAUGGAGCUCAUCUCAGAGGACGAAUCCUUUCUGAUGCGCCUGUGCAAAAUCCGGUAUCUGGUCCUGGACGAGGCUGACCGGAUGCUCGAGCACGGUCACUUCAAGGACCUGGAUUCGAUCCUGCAAGCCAUUUCCCUCAACAAAACCGUCGACACCGACUUCUCCGAAGACGGCACGACCUCGUCUCGCAAAGUCGUCGCCAAGCGGCAAACCUUUGUCUUUUCCGCAACGCUGCUCCACAACGACCAGCUCCACAAGAAGCUCAAGGGCUCCAGCCGCAAAAAGGCAAACACGCCCACCAUGGGCAAGUGUCUUGCGUGUAAGCUCGAGUUCAACGACAAGCAGCCACUCUACAUCAAUGUCGUCAAGGAGUCGAUCGUGACCGAGAAGCUGCUAGAAACAAAAAUCGAAUGUGUGACCAAGGAGAAGGAUUCGUAUCUGUACUAUAUCUUGGCCCGCUAUCCGGGGAAGACUCUGGUGUUUGUGAACAGCAUCGACGCGAUCCGGCGACUGCUUCCCAUCUUCACGCUGAUGGGCGUCAAGAUCAUGGGUCUGCAUGCCGAGAUGCAGCAACGACAGCGACUCAAGAAUCUGGAUCGGUUCCGAGACACCCCCAACGCCGUUUUGGUUGCCAGUGAUGUUGCCGCCCGCGGUCUCGACAUUCCUCAGGUCGAGCAUGUUGUGCACUACCAGCUGCCACGGACCGCCGACCUCUAUGUCCACCGCAGUGGCCGCACGGCGCGCGCCAACAACGACGGUGUCAGUGUGAUGCUUUGCUCGCCAGAAGAGCUCUCGGUCUACAAAAAGAUCUGCCAUGCAUUGGGCAAAGCGGAGGGCUUGUCCGACUUUCCCGUAGACCUGUCGAUUGUCACCCAGAUCAAGGAGCGUCUCGCUCUCGCUCGUCAGAUCGACAGCAUCGAGCACAGCCAAAGAAAGGAGCAACACGAAAAGGCUUGGUUCGAAAAGGCCGCCCUCGAAGCCGAUAUCGAGCUCGACGACGAUCUGUUCAGCAGCAAGGGCAAGGGCAGCAAGCAGAGUCAAAAAUCGCUCAAGCGGGCCCGCGCUAUCGGCGACGGCGGUGGCGACGACGACAACGAUGACACUGGACACAACCAAGACGGAUCUUCCACGGCCAAAUCCACGGCCGAGACCAAAAAGCUGCGUGGCAAGCUCAGUGCACUGCUGGCCAAGCCCCUGAUGCCCCGGGGUAUUCGAGGCACCUACCUGACCAGCCAUCUCGCCAACGUCUUGAUCGAGAACCAAGCACUCGAGAGCCAGAGCGGGCGCGCCAAUCUGAUCCCGACCGAGAAGCAGAGCCGGGCCGUUGAGGACGUCAAGGUCGGCAAGAAAGCCGUCGGAGCCAAGACGGUCAGGCUCGUGGAUCUGUAG